AUGAGGGAAGAAUACUUCAAUGUGGCCAAUAUGUCCAAGGCCGGUGUUUUCCUGUAUAAUGACCCGGAUGAUUCGGAACACUAUGAUUUCGACGAUGGUUUUUCCAUAGCCAACAUGACCAUAAACGUGGGUGAAAAUUCUCCCAAUGAUAGUACAGAAGGCACAAUCUAUAUGGAUCGGGUGUGUAAAUCAGGAAAUUUCAAGAAUGCAUAUGAUGGAUUCUACACAAAUGGUGAAAGAUCUGGUCAGCGCUGUGUGUUAAAGAACUUUAAAACAGGACCUGUGUAUCAUGAUGAUCCAUACAAGCAGCAACUUAAGAUAGAUAAAAAGGCACAAUCUAUCAUUGAUGCAUUCAAUGCCGCAAACAGGCCAUCGGAAUGGCACAGUGAUGAAGUCAAUGCUGGUAAUACUAUACCAAUAUACCCAGUCCGCCUCAUCCCGUCGACACUUUGGACUGACAACGAGACGGGAGCCGUAAGCAUUAUAGAACCAUUUAUUGAGCGUUACCGAAAGUUCAACAGCCCCACAGGAUGUGUUCGGGCUGACGACGAAUUUGUUGAUCCAAUUCAAGCCUUGAGUCACUUUUCCUAUCACAUAUCUGACCGCAAAUUGCUAUUGUGCGACCUUCAGGGAGGCGGAGAUGCCAAUGGAUAUACCCUCGCAGACCCAGCCAUUGCAUCAGAUGAUCCACAAAGGCCCUAUGGAGCAUCAGAUAUGGGACCUCAAUGUAUCAAAGAUUUCUUAAAACGCCACGUCUGCGGUUUAUAUUGCAAUCCACAGUGGCUCAAACCUGAAGUGGUUGAAGAAAGGGAGGUACCUCCAAUUCAGCGAGGGCUCUUACCACCUUACGACACGUGA
This is a messenger RNA of Botrytis fragariae, 858 nucleotides long. RefSeq names its product putative elongation factor 2 protein. NCBI's taxonomy places the organism in Eukaryota, Fungi, Ascomycota, Leotiomycetes, Helotiales, Sclerotiniaceae. The transcript has 3 exons. Gene Ontology annotation, biological process: protein phosphorylation. Bases 1 to 858 code for a protein of 285 amino acids. Gene Ontology annotation, molecular function: protein serine/threonine kinase activity; ATP binding. The record is from RefSeq and is a predicted model, not a curated record.